GUACCCGGGUGGGCGGGAGAGAGAAACUAGGUGAGGCGGAAGUUCCCGGCCCAGCGUGCACUAGUUCCCGCAGGACGUGUCCCCUAUUAUAUGCACGGCGGCAGGCAGGGAGGAGCCCGGCGCACACACAGCAGGAGCUGCCCCAUCACCGUCAUCAUCCACUAGUUUCCCCUAUACUGCUCCCGAGCGGCAGCAUCGCACCCCGGGCGCAGCCAUGAGCCUGAACACGGCGAACAUUAACUUCAAGUGGGACCCGAAAUGCCUGGAGAUCCGCACGCUGGCUGUGGAGCGGCUGCUGGAGCCCCUGGUCACGCAGGUCACCACCCUGGUAAACAGCAGCAACAAGGGCCCGUCCGGCAAGAAGAAGGGCCGCUCCAAGAAGGCCAAGGUGCUGGCCGCCUCCGUGGAACAGGCCACCCAGAACUUCCUGGACAAGGGCGAUAAGAUCGCUAAGGAGAGCCCGUUCCUGCGGGAGGAGCUGACGGCGGCCGUGGAGGAUGUCCGCACGCAGGGCGAGGUGAUGCGCUCGGCCUCUGGGGACUUCGCCGAUGACCCGUGCUCCUCGGUCAAGCGGGGGAACGUGGUCCGGGCCGCCCGCACCCUGCUCUCCGCAGUCACCCGGCUGCUCAUCCUGGCGGACAUGGCCGACGUGUACCGGCUGCUGGUGCAGCUGAAGGUGGUGGAGGACGGCAUAGGCAGGAUGCGGAAUGCGGGCACCGAGCAGGACCUGGGCAUACAGUACAAAGCCCUGAAGGCCGAGGUGGACAAGCUGCAUGCCAUGACGGCCAAGCGGCAGCAGGAGCUGAAGGACGUCGGCCAGAGAGACCAGAUGGCCGCAGCCAGGGGCAUUCUCCUGAAGAACAUCCCCAUCCUGUACACCGCCUCCCAGGCCUGCCUGCAGCACCCCGACGUAGCUGCCUACAAAGCCAACAGGGACCUGAUCUACAAGCAGCUGCAGCAGGCGGUCACUGGCAUCUCCAAUGCAGCUCAGGCCACAUCUUCUGAGGAGGUGAACGCACAACAUGGAGGUGAGCUGGCUAUUGCCCUUAAUAACUUUGACAAACAGAUCAUUGUGGACCCCCAAGGUUUCACAGAAGAACGGUUCAGGCCAUCCUUAGAGGAACGGCUAGAGAGCAUUAUCAGCGGUGCUGCCCUGAUGGCCGAUUCCACCUGUACCCGUGAUGACCGCCGUGAGCGGAUAGUGGCCGAGUGUAAUUCGGUGAGACAGGCCUUGCAGGAUCUCCUCUCAGAGUAUAUGGGAAAUGCUGGCCGCAAAGAAAGGAGUGAUGCCCUCAAUGCUGCAAUAGAUAAAAUGACCAGGAAGACUAGAGACUUGCGCAGGCAGUUGCGUAAAGCUGUUAUGGACCAUGUUUCUGACUCGUUCCUUGAAACCAACGUGCCUCUGCUUGUUUUGAUUGAAGCUGCCAAGAAUGGAAAUGAAAAAGAAGUCAAAGAGUAUGCACAAGUUUUCCGUGAACAUGCAACUAAAUUAAUUGAGGUGGCCAACCUGGCAUGCUCCAUAUCCAACAAUGAGGAUGGUGUAAAAAUUGUCCGAAUGUCUGCAAACCAGCUUGAAGCCCUCUGCCCUCAGGUGAUAAAUGCAGCUUUAGCCUUAGCAGCCAAACCCCACAGUAAAGUGGCUUUGGACAACAUGGACAUUUACAAAGAACAGUGGGAGAAGCAAGUUUGUAUCCUAACGGAUGCUGUUGAUGAUAUUACUUCUAUCGAUGACUUUUUGGCUGUCUCGGAAAAUCACAUUUUGGAAGAUGUCAAUAAGUGUGUGAUAGCUCUCCAGGAAAGAGAUGUUGAUGGACUAGAUCGCACUGCGGGGGCCAUACGCGGCCGUGCCGCACGAGUGAUGCAUGUGGUCACUUUAGAAAUGGAUAACUACGAAGCUGGCAUCUACACCGAACGGGUGAUCGAAGCUACCAAACUCUUGGCAGAUACUGUUAUGCCACGCUUCGCAGAGCAAGUUGAAGCUGCGGCCAGUUCUCUCAGUGGAGAGUCCAAUCAACCAGUGGAUGAAAAUGAAUUCAUUGAUGCUUCUAGGCUUGUGUAUGAUGGCAUCCGUGACAUCCGUAAAGCCGUGUUAAUGAUAAGAACACCAGAAGAAUUGGAUGAUUCUGAUUUUGAGACCGAGGACUUUGAUGUGAGAAGCCGCACUAGUGUCCAGACUGAAGAUGACCAACUGAUUGCUGGGCAAAGUGCUAGAGCACUCAUGGCUCAGCUUCCCCAAGAACAAAAAGAAAAGAUUGCUGAACAGGUUGCAAGCUUCCAGGAAGAAAAGAGUAAGCUAGAUGCUGAAGUCUCCAAAUGGGAUGACAGUGGCAAUGACAUCAUUGUUCUGGCUAAGCAGAUGUGCAUGAUAAUGAUGGAGAUGACUGAUUUUACUAGGGGGAAAGGACCUCUGAAAAAUGCGUCAGAUGUCAUUGGCGCUGCUAAGAAAAUUGCAGAAGCUGGUUCUCGAAUGGACAAACUGGGACGUACUAUUGCUGACCACUGCCCUGACUCUGCAUGUAAACAAGACCUCUUGGCUUAUUUGCAACGCAUUGCCUUAUACUGCCACCAGUUAAAUAUUUGCAGCAAAGUUAAAGCUGAAGUUCAGAAUCUUGGUGGUGAAUUGGUUGUCUCUGGAGCUGAUAGCGCCAUGUCUCUGAUCCAAGCUGCCAAGAAUUUAAUGAAUGCCGUAGUGCAAACCGUUAAAGCCUCUUAUGUGGCCUCUACAAAGUAUCAGAAGUCCCAGGGCAUGGCAUCUUUAAACCUCCCUGCUGUCUCAUGGAAGAUGAAGGCACCAGAAAAAAAGCCCCUUGUCAAGAGAGAAAAGCAGGAUGAGACUCAAACUAAAAUCAAGCGGGCAUCUCAGAAGAAGCACGUGAACCCCGUACAAGCUCUUAGUGAAUUUAAAGCCAUGGAGAGUAUAUAAAAAUACUUUUAUAAAGAACACGGACAGUGUUCACUAUUUCCUGCUUUUACACUGCUUCCAGAUAUUGAUUCAGAACUAACACCCAGUGUUCCAUUUCUACUGCCAGCAUUAGUCAGAUGCCACCUUUGCUAUGCCAUGUAUGUCUGGGGUUUUUUUUUUGCCUUCUUCUAGCUGUUUAACAUUAUUAUUCUAUUAUAUCGUUAAAGAUCAGACUUGAUUGCAACCACCAAAGGUGAUAUUUCUCAAUCUAUGCAUUUAAUCUUACCUUGCAGGUGAACUCUAGCUAAAUCUUUAUUUGCCCCUAAUCCACCUCUGUGAACUAUUUAACUCUGGAGGUCCUGGGAGGAUUUUACCAAUUUUUGUGGUAAUAAAAUAUUUAGCUAGGGUUCCCCUUAAGACCAGCAUGCAUUGUAUUAACCAUGUACAUCUCCAGAUAUAUCUAUAUGUAACUAUAUAAUUUAAUUCUGAUUAUAAAGGUUGCUCUGGCAAUUUACAGUUCUUGAAAUAUAUAUCCUGCACAUAAUCUAUAUUCCAAGCUGAGCUUAACUCUUAAGAAUAUAAAAUGAGACCAUUUAGUAAGCCUGUAUCUUAUACAAACUGCAGGUUGUUAUUUUGGUAACUGAAAUAAUACACCUAUCAAUAUAUUCAAUAAGAUUCAUACUGUUGCAUAACACCAAACAGCUGCCUGUUGUGUGAAAGUGGGACAGGUGUACAAUAACGUGCUGGUAUAAUGCAUUGAAAUUGCUAUUUUCCCUCUUGUGCAGCAUUUUCAUAUUUUAUGAAUGCUUAUUGUGUUUUUUUUUUUUUUUUUUUUUUUUUUUUUU
Molecule: messenger RNA, 3747 nt
Organism: Pseudophryne corroboree (corroboree frog)
Lineage: Eukaryota; Metazoa; Chordata; Amphibia; Anura; Myobatrachidae
Gene: CTNNA1
Product: catenin alpha 1
Exons: 1
Coding region: 215-2923 (902 amino acids)
Biological process (GO): cell-cell adhesion; cell migration
Cellular component (GO): catenin complex; adherens junction; actin cytoskeleton
Molecular function (GO): structural molecule activity; cadherin binding; actin filament binding
Source: RefSeq, a predicted model, not a curated record